This is a messenger RNA of Populus euphratica (Euphrates poplar), 967 nucleotides long. Its product is annotated as putative H/ACA ribonucleoprotein complex subunit 1-like protein 1. Lineage: Eukaryota; Viridiplantae; Streptophyta; Magnoliopsida; Malpighiales; Salicaceae. Gene Ontology annotation, cellular component: box H/ACA snoRNP complex. The record is from RefSeq and is a predicted model, not a curated record. Gene Ontology annotation, biological process: snoRNA guided rRNA pseudouridine synthesis; ribosome biogenesis. The transcript is spliced from 4 exons. The coding region runs from base 96 to 701 and encodes 201 amino acids. Gene Ontology annotation, molecular function: box H/ACA snoRNA binding.
UGUUAACCCCUAGACCAUAAAGCUCAAAACCUCACUUUGCCAACUCUGUAAGAAAAACCCUCCACCGCUGUUCUUCACCUAAAGAACAGCAAACAAUGAGGCCACCAAGGGGCGGCGGGUUCAGGGGAGGUAGGGAUGGCGGGUUCAGGGGAGGUAGAGAUGGCGGGUUCAGGGGAGGUAGAGACGGCGGGUUCAGGGGUGGACGUGGCGGUCCUGGCCGUGGUGGACGUGGCGGCGGGUUUCGUGAUGAAGGCCCUCCUUCUGAAGUAGUAGAGGUUUCAUCCUUUCUUCAUGCAUGUGAAGGAGAUGCAGUGACAAAACUAACCAAUGAGAAAAUUCCAUACUUCAAUGCUCCGAUCUUUUUGCAGAAUAAGACCCAGAUAGGGAAAGUUGAUGAAAUCUUCGGUCCCAUUAAUGAAUCUUAUUUUUCUAUCAAAAUGAUGGAAGGAAUUGUGGCAACUUCGUAUGCUCCAGGGGAUAAGUUUUAUAUUGACCCGAGUAAACUCUUGCCUCUUGCAAGAUUUCUUCCACAACCAAAGGGACAAGCACAAGGUGGCAGAGGUGGUGGUCGUGGAGGAAGAGGCCGAGGUGGUUUUGGUGGUGGCAGAGGUGAUUUCCGUGGGAGAGGCAGAGGCAGAGGCCCACCAAGAGGUGGUGGCCGUGGUCGUGGUGGUGGCUUUAGGGGAAGAGGGAGGGGAUAAAACAACUUUCUGUAAUAUUUCCAGUGCGCUUGCCCUUUUAAGUUUUAAUUUCAAGAUGCAAUGGGCAAACAACAAUCAACAUUUGGAUUCUGACUUGAAGAGAUUUGGUUUUCUGCAGUAGUUGUUGCAAUGUAAUUUUAUUUUAAAUUCCAUGAAUUGCUGAUAUCUUUCAGAAUCCGGUCAGAGCUUUCAUUCAGAAAAUGGGAGGAUCACGGUGCCUGUAGAGAUUAUAUAGUGCUUUCAGGGGUUCUACCCUCUGUAAUUCA